CAGAGAGCCAGGGAGGCGGAGGGGGAAACCCAGAGACAAACGGAGACAUUGAAUUAACCUUGGGGUCUGCGCUGGAGUCUGCUCACCGCGGAGAUGGGACUUGAGCUGGAGCCGGGGCGCCCGGUGCAGCUGGUGCGUCUGGACGAGGAAGGGGACCUGACCCUGGACAGGGAGGCCCUGAGCCUCUGCCUGGAGCAGGGUGGGGUGGGGGACGCCCCCGUCUGCCUGGUGUCCAUCGUCGGGGAGCAGCGCUGGGGCAAAUCCUUCCUGCUGAACUACCUGCUGCGCCGGCUCCAGCACCCGCAGGACGCAAGGGAUGGGUCAUGGAUGGGCCGGCAGGACGAGCCCCUGGAGGGGUUUGAGUGGCGAAGGGACGAGCAGCAGGUCACCAAGGGGCUGUGGGCCUGGAGUCAGCCCUUCUGGGUCCCUGCCGAAGGCAGGCAGGUGGCCGUGCUGCUGGUCGACACCGAGGGCUCCAUGGACCUUGAACGGAACAAGGAGACGAGCAUCAAACUCUCCGCCAUGUCCAUGCUGCUCAGCUCCUACCAGAUACUGAACAUUGGCCGUCGGGUGAAGGACCCGGAUCUCGAAUACCUGGAGAUGUUUCUGCACGUGGCUGAAGUGGUGGGAGAGGCCUAUGGACUGGAGCCCGUUCAGCACCUAGACCUCCUGGUGCGGGACUGGAGCAGCUCCCCGGACCUUGGAGCCCAGGGUGGGGAGCAGUAUCUGAGAAAAGUCAAAGAGAUGGCCAUCAUCUUCCACAACCAGGGAGUCAUGGACAGAGCCCGCCGCGACCACAAUGACUUUCUGAAGAAGUCGGUGAGUGAUGGCAGAACGUUUCCCUCCUCUGAGAAGCUUGUAGUGCAGCGCAGGCAGUUGCUGGAGUGGUGCCGAAAGGAAAUGCUGCCGAAGACAGAGUCCCCACUGAAUGCAGAGCUGAUGAAGGACAAAGAGGCCCUGCUGAGGGAGCUGGAGGCAGAGCUGAUGUGGAUGGCUGAGUCCUUCAAGGCAACUAAUGAGAAGCACAAGAAGAUGGUGCUGAGAGUGGUCUACGCAGCUGCUCGUGCUGGGGUCUUCGCAGCUGCUGAUGCAGCUAGGGUCGUCAUAGCUGCUCAUGCUAGGGUCGUCGCAGCUGCUGAUGCUGGGCUCGUCGCAGCUGCUGAUGCUGGGCUCGUCGCAGCUGCUGGUGCUGCUAGGGUCGUCAUAGCUGCUCGUGCUGGGGUCGUUGCAGCUGCUGAUGCUUGGUUCGUCGCAGCUGCUGGUGCUGGGGUCGUCGCAGCUGCUGGUGCUGGGGUCGUCGCAGCUGCUGGUGCUGGGGUCGUCGCAGCUGCUGGUGCUGCUGGGGUCGUCGCAGCUGCUCAUGUUAGGGUCGUUGCUGGUGCUGGGGUCAUCGCAGCUGGUGGUACUGGGGUUGCAGCUGCUGGUGCUGGGCUCAUCAUAGCUGCUGAUGCUGGGCUCAUCGCAGCUGCUGGUACUGGGCUUGUCAUAGCUGCUGGUGCUGGGCUCGUCGCAGCUGUUGGUGCUAGGCUUUUCGCAGCUGCUCGUGCAGGAGUCGUCGCACCUGCUCGUGCAGGAGUCGUCGCACCUGCUCGUGCAAGAGUCGUCACAUCUGCUGGUGCUGGGCUCGUCGCACCUGCUCGUGCAAGAGUCGUCGCACCUGUUGGUGCUGGGGUCAUUGCACCUGCUCGUGCAGAGGUCGUCGCACCUGCUCGUGCAGGAGUCGUCGCACCUGCUGGUGCUGGGGUCAUCACAGCUGCUGGUGCUAGGGUCGUUGCAGCUCUUGGUGCUGGGGUCACCGCGGCUACUCGUGCAGGAGUCGUCGCAGCUGCUGGUGCUGGGGUCAGCACGGCUGCUCAUGCUGGAGUCACCGCGGCUACUCGUGCUAGGCUCAUCAUAGCUGUCAGUGUGGGAGUCGUCGUAGCUGUCUGGGCUAUUUUCAUCAAGUGUAACUGAGGGAACAGCUAUUGCUGCUGGUGCGGGCGGCAUAGCUGGGAUCUGGUCAGGCUUGGGUGAGGGGGAGAGGGACUCUAAC
Messenger RNA from Gopherus evgoodei (Goodes thornscrub tortoise), 2032 nucleotides. RefSeq names its product RING finger protein 112-like. Lineage: Eukaryota; Metazoa; Chordata; Testudines; Testudinidae. Gene Ontology annotation, molecular function: GTP binding; GTPase activity. Bases 94 to 1953 code for a protein of 619 amino acids. The transcript has 9 exons. Gene Ontology annotation, biological process: protein homooligomerization; endoplasmic reticulum organization. The record is from RefSeq and is a predicted model, not a curated record.